AUGUUAUUGACGUUUAUCGUUGUAAAUUCAAUUAUUAUUCAAUCUAUUCAAUCACAUUUUGAUGAUCUUCUUUUCGAUAUUCAAAAUCAUAAUCGUUUCAAUCCUUAUAUAUAUGGUCUUCCACCUAUUUUUCACGUUGAUCGACAUACUCAAUAUGGAUAUGUAAGAGGUACAAGUUAUCAUGUGGAUUCACAAGAUUCAUUCUAUCCGAAAUAUAUCAGUGUUUUUCUUGGAAUUCCUUAUGCUCGACCACCUGUUGGUCUCUAUCGAUUUAAACCUCCAUUACCACCUGAUCCAUGGGAUAUAAGAUUUUCGAUUUAUGAUGCAACUUAUUAUCGACCAUCAUGCUUACAACCAGCAAGUGAACAAGAAAAAAUUCGUCAAUAUAUUCCACAUUUUCCUCCAUCAAAUUUUAGUGAAGAUUGCCUUUAUUUAAAUAUAUUUGCACCAAAUAGAACUGAUCGUUAUAUGCCUAAAUUGCCUGUUAUUGUAUUUAUACAUGGUGGAGAUUUUAUUGGAGGAAGUUCACAAAUUUAUAAUGGAUUUGUUUUAGCACAACGAAAUGUUGUUGUUGUUACUUUUAACUAUCGACUUGGUCCAUUAGGUUUUUUGAGUACAAAAACAUUGAAUGCUAGAGGAAACUAUGGUCUUUUUGAUCAACGUAUGGCAUUAAAAUUUGUUUAUGAUAAUAUAAGAGAAUUUAAUGGUGAUCCAGAAAAUAUAACUGUUAUUGGUCAUGAAGCUGGAGCAGCUAGUAUUGGUUUACAUUUAUUAUCUCAAAAUACACCUCUUUAUUUUCGUCGUGCUGUUAUGAUGAGUGGAAGUGAUUUAUGUAAAUGGUCAAUUAUUGAAGAUGAACAUUAUCCACUUGAACAAGCAAGAUUUUUAGCAAGACGUUUAACAUGUGAUGAUAGAAAUAUUGAUGUUUUACUUGAUUGUUUAAGACAACGAAAUGGACUUGAUAUUAUAAAUUCUGCUAAACAUGUUUGGUUUCCAGAUGAAUUUGGUGGUCAUCCAUGGCGUCCUACAAUUGAUCCAUUUACAGAUGAUUCUAUUCGACCAAUUUUUACACGUCGACCUAUUGAACUUCGUCGUUUAGGAUUAUUUGCUAAUGUAUCUGUUAUUUUGGGUACAACAAGUGAUGAUGGUGCAAUUCAUUUUGCUCAUCAAUCAAUUAAUUUAGCAGUUAUUGAUAAAGGUUUAUCACAAUAUGAUCAACAUGCUUAUUUAAAUAUGUUUGUUAAUCGUCGUAUACAAGAUCGUUAUAGUUUUCAAAGACAAACAUUUGCUUAUGAAUAUGCUGAAACAGAUUAUGUUUUACCUCGAGGUGGUGAUAUGUAUCUUGAUGAAGAAGGUAUCGCAACAGUUUUAAAAUAUAAAUAUGCUCAUUGGCCUCAACCUGAUAAUAUGACAAUGUUACGACAACGUUUAAUAGAUCUUCAUUCUGAUGAACAUACAACAUCAUGUGUUGCUGAUGCAACAAGAUUUCAUGCUCGACAUACAUUUAAUUCAACAUAUAUGUAUGUAUUUGCUUAUCAUUCAUUAACAAGCGUUUAUCCAUUAUGGAUGGGUGCACCGCGUAGUAGUGAACUUGAUUAUCUUUUUGGAAUACCAUUUAUAAAUGAUUCACAAUGGAUGCCUUGGCAUGGUAUACAACGACGACAGAUAUUUACAUAUGUUGAUGAAGAAAUAUCAAAUUAUACAAUGCAAUUAUUUGUCAAUUUUGCACGAUACGGAGAACCAACACCAGGUGGAUUUCUUCGUGAAUAUACACCACCAUCAUUAGAACGUCCAUCAGGUUUAAUUCAUUCUCCACCAGGGUAUGCACUUCGUCUUAAUGUUGCAUGGUUACCACAAUUAGUACAAAAUAUGACUUAUUUACUUAUUGAUCGUUAUCCAUCUUUACAAACAAAUUAUCAAUUUGAUGCAGCUGGAUUUUGGUCAGAAUAUUGGCCUAUAGCAUUUCAACGACGAUUAACACCUAUACCAACAAAAUAUUAUAAACAUGCAAUUAUGAAUCAUCGUGAUACAACAAUUUUAAUGUUUUUUUUUAUGGGUGGUUUAAUAUUAGCUAUUAUUGUAUUAAUUAUUCUUUGUGGUGUACUAUUUAUACGUGUACGAAAUGAUACAAAUCGAAAUGUAAAUAAAAGUAACAGUAAUAAAAAACAAACAAAAUUUGCAAAUAUUGAAUAG
Molecule: messenger RNA, 2193 nt
Organism: Rotaria sordida
Lineage: Eukaryota; Metazoa; Rotifera; Eurotatoria; Philodinida; Philodinidae
Source: the annotation of a GenBank genome assembly